UAUUCAACGUUUAAUUGAAUUUUAAUUUAAGUUUGUAGAUUGUUAAAUUUGAUUUUUUUAAACAAUUUAGUCCGUUAGUAGUCAUAAUAAAUGACCUUUAAUUAUUUUCUGUUUUUAACUAACCAAAGUAUUCAUUCUUCAAAUUGCUGUCUUUCACUUACUUUACUUUGUGAUUUCAUCAAAUUGGGGAAAGAUUUUAAUAUAAAUUUAGAAAUGGCAAUAAAUAAUAUCAUUGACUUAGGCAGUUACCUAAACAAUGUACUAAAUUUUGAGCGACACCUUAGAUGGAGUAUGAAUGACAUAGUUCAAUACUUAGUUUCAUUACUUAUUUAUGAACAUAUAAAAAGUUUGGAGUAAAAAAAUGUCAACAAAAAUAAUUAAAUUAUUAAAACUUGGAAGGAUGCGAUAUGACCCUUGUCUUCAAUUACAAAAUCAGCUUUCUGAGAAAUUAAAAACCUGCAAUUCUAAUCACAUUGGAUAUCUAGUCAUUGUAGAACAUGAACCAGUAUAUACUAUAGGUAUUCGAAAACAAAAUUAUAAACCUGAUUUAGAAAAAAAAUUAACUAAAUUAGGCGCAGAAUUCAAAUAUUCAAAUCGUGGCGGUCUUAUAACAUUUCAUGGACCUGGUCAAUUAAUAGCAUAUCCAAUUAUUAAUCUAAAAUACUUCAAAUCUAGUGUACGUUGGUAUGUUCAAAAUUUAGAAUAUACUAUAUUAAACCUUUGUAAAGAAGAGUAUAAUCUCAAUGCAAACACUUCAUCAAAUACUGGUGUUUGGAUUGAUAAUGAAAAAAUUUGUGCAAUUGGAAUAAGAUGUACUCGGUACAUAACUACACAUGGACUAGCUUUGAACUGUAAUACUGACUUAUCAUGGUUCAACCAUAUUGUUCCAUGUGGAUUACAUGACAAAGGUGUUACUUCUCUAAGUUUACUUCUUAAAACUAAUUUAAAUGUUGAUGAUGUAUUACCUUUAUUUUUAAAACAUUUUGGCAGAACAUUUCAGUGCGAUUUUGUUAGCAAUAAUAUAUAAUUUGUUAUCCUGUAAAAAUGAUAAAUUUGUAAAAAAUUAUUGUGUUCUUUAAAAUAUUUUUUUAUAGUACAUUGUUAUUAAAUAGUUUUGGUUACUUAUUUAGUGUAAUAUGUUAACUACAAUAUAAUAUAUUGUUAUUAAAAAUUAAUACAUGUAAAUUUUUAAAAAAUAUAUACUUGUCUCUCAAUAAUUAAAUUUAACCAAAUAAAAAAAAAA
Molecule: messenger RNA, 1243 nt
Organism: Daktulosphaira vitifoliae (grape phylloxera)
Lineage: Eukaryota; Metazoa; Arthropoda; Insecta; Hemiptera; Phylloxeridae
Gene: Lipt2
Product: putative lipoyltransferase 2, mitochondrial
Exons: 3
Coding region: 362-1027 (221 amino acids)
Biological process (GO): protein lipoylation; nucleobase-containing compound metabolic process
Cellular component (GO): mitochondrion
Molecular function (GO): 3'-5' exonuclease activity; lipoyl(octanoyl) transferase activity; nucleic acid binding
Source: RefSeq, a predicted model, not a curated record